AGGCUGUGGAAGUAUUCGACAGUGUGCGCCACAACAACUUCAGAACGACCCCAGUCACCAGACCAAACGACUUCCGCACAUCUCCUAUCGCUGAUCGUGAUUUGAGACGGAUCAAUACCCCCACAUCGUAUUCCUUCAACACGGGCCAAGCCACUACAACACAAGCGAGGACGCCUGUUGCCGUGUCGCAAAGCGGGCUCUCACAGCGCGUGCACGCUACACACGCGCAUGGUGCCUAUAGGUGAUCAGUGACCAUGUCUCUGUAGGUAACCGUGCCUCUAUAGGCGACCGUACGUUCUGUGUCUGAGGAUGAAUAUACGCUUAUUAGAACGUUGCUAGAUGUAUGCGCCCAGCGGUUUGGUUAUGACCAGCCCGACCGCUUCCCAAACUCAGAUGGUGCACUUCGGUGUGUCUGACACUGACCGAAUCUGAGCCCGUACUUCGCAGGCUAUCACUGGGCUCUAUGCAGAAGCAGGUCUGCACUGUAUGAGACCAGCGCUGGAGUUUGGACCACCGGGGCUACUCACAAUCCAAAUGUCGUCUUCUCGUCGGAUAGCAUUAGUACAUAUACGCUGGUACGGGGCACCGGCCAAAUCUGCGGGGAGGUUUGUAUCGCAAUAGGUGUGAGAUUGCUUCUUGGCCUGCAUCCUAAUCAUUGGGGUGUCAGGCGGUAAAGCUAGUAUGCUCCGUCCAAAAUGCAUACAGUUAAAAUGUCGAUACCUUGCCCAAAGAUAUAGAGUACCGUCAGCAAAACACCGGCGUUUUGCCUGGACCACAAAAGUCCAAUCCGGCGAACAAAUGGCAGUGUGACUGUAGAAACGUUCACCAUAACUCAGACUAGAAAAUGAAUAUAACAGGCCAUAACACAUCUCUCAAAACCAACACGAUAAUUGGCGGAGAGUGGUUAUUUGCUGUCAACGUUGCACUAUUACGUACAAAC
Sphaeroforma arctica JP610 is the source of this 940-nucleotide messenger RNA. RefSeq lists its product as hypothetical. Lineage: Eukaryota; Ichthyosporea; Ichthyophonida. The transcript has a single exon. The annotation marks the transcript as partial. The record is from RefSeq and is a predicted model, not a curated record.